This is a messenger RNA of Ambispora leptoticha, 194 nucleotides long. Lineage: Eukaryota; Fungi; Glomeromycota; Glomeromycetes; Archaeosporales; Ambisporaceae. The record is from the annotation of a GenBank genome assembly.
ACCACAUGCUUGCUCUCGUAUUUGAAUGGAACGACGCUGGUUCAAUGAUGUCCCCGCUGCUCCCAAAACUUCGAAAUGGCGUUGCAGGCCAGAAUAAAGCUGCAAUAAUUGCAAAUCUUGUGGCAAACGGCGCAAAAAAUUAUAAUGUCAUCUUCACAUUUCCCGAAUGGCGAAGGCAUUGGAACAUGGAGUGA